AUGCUUCAUGCAGAAAGACGCGCCCUCGUUCCCAGCGUGACCCUGCUUUCUUUGUUGAAAAGAGAUCAGACCAAGAAUCGCAUUGUUAAUUCUUCCCUUAUUAUCUCGAACGGUUUCAUCGCCGAUUUUCCUUGCGAGCACUGCCGUCGAAACGAUUAUAUUUAUAUGAUAAGCGAGGAUAAAGCAAAGUGUGCCGCCUGUACCCGUCGUGGUCGGCCAUGUGAACGUCGGUUUCACAGUAAAAAAGAGUGGAAUGAUUUGAAAAACGCCGAGGAUAAAGUCAAAUCCGAACUCGAAGAAGCAGAAACCGAAUUAGAGAAGGUUUUUAUGGCUCAACAAGAAUUGUUUGCCAAAGUUCGUCGUUUGCGAAAACAAAAGGAUUUCCUUAAGGAACGUGGUAUGAGCAUGCGGUCUCAUAAUCAAAAAGUGUUGGAGAUUCUAGAUUCCAAGAAUCCUCCGACCGAUGCUGAGGUGGCCGUUAUUGAUGCUGAGAUUAUGUUCCCAGGUGCUUUCUUUGGAACUGUAUCCUUUCCAUUUUAUGAGGUUUCUUCUUCGAUUGUGAUUUCUUUCUGCGUCUUAGCGUUCCGUGGUGCUGGUUCCAAUAAUGAGACAUGA
Messenger RNA from Talaromyces marneffei, 615 nucleotides. RefSeq lists its product as uncharacterized. Bases 1 to 615 code for a protein of 204 amino acids. The record is from RefSeq and is a predicted model, not a curated record. Lineage: Eukaryota; Fungi; Ascomycota; Eurotiomycetes; Eurotiales; Trichocomaceae. The transcript is spliced from 6 exons.